Castor canadensis (American beaver) is the source of this 1482-nucleotide messenger RNA. The record is from RefSeq and is a predicted model, not a curated record. NCBI's taxonomy places the organism in Eukaryota, Metazoa, Chordata, Mammalia, Rodentia, Castoridae.
CUCUUUUCUACAGGAGAGAAUGUUUAAAUUUCAUCAAACAAAAUAUACUUUUCAAAUACUCGAUAAAAUGAGAUGCUUGCGAAAACGUUCCACAGUGUCAUUCUUGGGAGUUCUUGUCAUUUUCCUCCUAUUUAUGAACUUGUACAUUGAAGAUAGCUAUGUUCUGGAAGGUGACAAGCAACUAAUAAGGGAAACAUCCACACAUCAACUGAAUUCAGAACGCUAUGUUCAUACUUUUAAGGAUUUAUCUAAUUUCUCAGGAGCCAUAAAUGUCACCUAUCGCUACCUAGCUGCUACACCUUUGCAAAGGAAACGGUAUCUUACAAUUGGACUGUCAUCAGUAAAACGAAAAAAAGGAAGCUAUUUACUUGAGACAAUCAAGUCAAUUUUUGAGCAAUCCAGCUAUGAAGAACUGAAGGAAAUAUCAGUGGUGGUUCAUCUAGCAGACUUUAAUUCAUCCUGGCGUGAUGUCAUGGUCCAGGAUAUUACACAGAAAUUUGCCCAUCAUAUUAUUGCAGGAAGAUUAAUGGUUAUACAUGCUCCAGAGGAAUACUACCCAGUUCUAGAUGGACUUAAAAGAAACUACAAUGAUCCAGAAGACAGAGUUAGAUUUCGUUCCAAGCAAAAUGUAGACUAUGCUUUUCUGCUUAAUUUUUGUGCCAAUACCUCAGACUAUUAUGUAAUGCUCGAAGAUGAUGUGCGAUGUUCCAAAAAUUUCUUAACUGCCAUCAAAAAAGUCAUUGCAUCUCUAGAAGGAACUUACUGGGUAACUCUUGAGUUCUCUAAGCUCGGUUACAUUGGUAAACUCUAUCAUUCUCAUGAUCUCCCACGUUUGGCACAUUUUUUAUUAAUGUUUUAUCAAGAAAUGCCUUGUGACUGGCUAUUGACUCAUUUCCGGGGUCUACUGGCUCAGAAAAAUGUGAUCCGAUUUAAACCAUCUCUCUUUCAGCACAUGGGUUAUUAUUCAUCAUAUAAAGGAACUGAGAAUAAGCUGAAGGAUGAUGAUUUUGAAGAGGAGUCAUUUGACAUCCCUGACAAUCCUCCUGCUAGUCUAUACACCAAUAUGAAUGUGUUUGAGAAUUAUGAAGCAAGCAAGGCUUAUAGUAGUGUUGAUGAGUACUUUUGGGGAAAACCACCUUCAAUAGGAGAUACUUUUAUUAUUGUAUUUGAAAAUCCCAUCGUAGUAAAAAAAAUUAAAGUGAAUACUGGAACGGAAGAUCGACAAAAUGACAUUUUGCAUCAUGGAGCCCUAGAUGUUGGGAAAAAUAUGCUUAGCAAACAAAUAAGACAAUGUGAUACUUACUUAAGACUAGGGGAAUUCAAAAAUGGAAACUUUGAAAUCUCAGAUGUGAACCAAAAAAUUCCAUUUGAUAUACGUUGUAUACGGAUUUGUGUUACCAAAACACAAAAGGAAUGGCUGAUUAUUCGAAGUAUUAGCAUUUGGACUUCUUAGCUAAUUAAAUCUGUAUGCUCAGUUACUGA